Helianthus annuus (common sunflower) is the source of this 1046-nucleotide messenger RNA. RefSeq lists its product as uncharacterized. The record is from RefSeq and is a predicted model, not a curated record. The transcript is spliced from 5 exons. Bases 1 to 840 code for a protein of 279 amino acids. NCBI's taxonomy places the organism in Eukaryota, Viridiplantae, Streptophyta, Magnoliopsida, Asterales, Asteraceae. Gene Ontology annotation, molecular function: DNA binding; protein dimerization activity.
AUGAAGAAAAACUCAAAAAAGCAAGAUUCGGUGAUUGAUAAUCGUAACAAUGAACCAGUUAUUGUCAACGAUGAUGAUGAUGAAGAUACUGAAUCUUUGAAUUCUAAUGUUGCAUCCAAAGUUAGGGGGAAAAAGAGAAAGUUGAUUUCAAAGGUAUGGAACUAUUUUGAAAUCUUAGAUACAAAACCGGGAGAGGAGUUAAUGUGUAAAUGCAAAAAGUGUGGAAACAAGUAUAGUGCUGAUAGCAAGAAUGGCACGGGCAAUCUAAAUCGACACAUACAAAGCUGUGUGAAAAUUACAACUAAAGACAUUGGUCAGUUUCUUCUAUCCUCUAAUCAAGAAAAAGAACAUGGGUCAGCAGCUACUGUUGCUUCUGAUGUGGAUAAGUCUAAGAAUGCAACAAGAGUCAACCAACAAUCAAUGGAUGUUUGGAAGGAGUUUGAAACAUUUGAUAAUAUUCAUACAACUUCGAAAAAGAGUGAACUUGAGAUGUAUUUAGAUGAACAAAGAAUUGAUUUAUCUCAAAAUGUCCAAGUUCUUGAUUUUUGGAAAGCACAUGCAUAUCGUUAUCCAAAUUUGUGUAGAAUGGCAAGAGAUGUUUUAUCUAUUCCAGUAUCAACUGUUGCUUCUGAAGCUUCUUUUAGCAUUGGUGGAAGAAUUCUAGAUCAAUAUCGUAGCACAUUAACCCCACAAAUUGUUGAGUCACUGAUAUGUAGUCGGGAUUGGCUUUUUGGAGAUUCAGGUUUGCAAACAAAAGAAAAGGAAGCAAUGGAUGCUAUUAUUGAAGAUGUUAUUUCUCAACACAAUGGUGGUGAAGAUGCAAUGGAUGAUGAAGAUUGAAAGCCAGCACAUGUUAUAUUUUGUUGAAGCAACUUUAUUUGUUUUUUUAAAUUUUAUCAUCUUUUUGGUACUUUUAAGUAUUUUGGAGAAUGUAUUUUGUGGUAAUUUAUAACUUUUGACAUCCUAUGAUUUGUUGGUUCAAAAGAACUUAUUGAAGGAUGUAUUUUGUGAUAAGUAUUAAUUUAUGAUGUUGGAUUUUGUUUUAA